AUGGUGGACAAUUUCAAGUUGGAAACACUGAGAAAGCCAAAGACCAGCUACUCGCAGUUUAUUUUAGAUGACAUAAAUUGCUUAGAGCAAAUAAGCAUACUUUUGAAUCUUCAGGAGAUGACGGCUUUUUAUCUAAAAAAUGGUAUUAUGGACAGUGCGCGUUCCGAGCCAAACACAAUGCUUUCAUCCAAAUACACUCUUGAUUGGACCUUUGAGGUAUACAAAAUGAAAAAAGCAAUAAUUUACAAAGCACAGUAUACAAUCAAUCCAAAAGUUAGACCGUGUCUCACAAAGCAGGCUAACCAAGUAUUGCUACUUGCAAUGAUCCAUUCAAGGCCUGAAAUUGUGCAGUACUUCCUUCAGUUAAAACUUAUAAAUGUUAACCAGAGCAUAUUUGGCUCAGAAAACUGGCCAUCGUAUUUUCUGCUGGCAUGCACAUGCUCAAACCAGAUUCUGGAUUUGUUUCUAGAACACAAAGUCAGGUACAGCAUCGGAUGGAAUGGGCUAACGCCAUUUUUAAUUUCAGCUUACAAGUCCAGAUCGUUGCCUAAAAACAGCCACUUAGAUUUUAUCACAUAUCGACAAUAUGAGCUACUUCAAAGAUACAGAGACAUCAGCCUGAAAGACUCGUUUGAUCAACUUCCCUUGUUUCCCUUGGACUUUGCGUGUAUGAACAAGGAUAGAGGGAUGAUCAAAGACAUACUGGAGGCUAUGCCUGAAGCUGGGCCCUUGAGCAGAUUAAGUUUUAUUGUGCAAAACGAAGAAAACUUGUUUUUAAUUCUGAGUCGCUAUGACUUCAGAGAAAUGCAGUCGUUUAACGGAGAGACACCGCUCCACUACAGCUGCUACAGCGGAGAUCUGUGUGCCCUGUCGCUACUGCUAAAUCUUGGAUUUCCAAUUCUCCAGAAUUACGAAUACAAAUGGCCACAUGAGGUUGGGAGCGAAAAGACAAGAGAAAAGUCUACAGUGUUCUUUAAUCUCUGCACCAGCGAUGCACCUAAAAACUCAAAAAUCGUCAGGAAGCUUUUUAAUCAGAGAAAUUUUGAGGAAAAAAUGAUGCAGUGGAUGGAGGUCCUGAGGUUCAAUCCAAAGGAUUACGAGAAGUACCGUGGUAUAUUUCGGUACAUCAAAUUCAACAAGAGCCAUAAGAUUCUAACAAACUCCAGGUUUAAUAUUGUCAAUCUUUUUACUAUGGCCAAGACGCCGGUGGAGGUCGAGCAGUACAUCAGAAAAAUGGUGCAGUAUCCAUUCUACGAAAAGACAUAUUCUGACGAGCAGGCACUAGAGCUUUACAGCCAGCUUUACAACUAA
Messenger RNA from Vittaforma corneae ATCC 50505, 1311 nucleotides. RefSeq lists its product as uncharacterized. Lineage: Eukaryota; Fungi; Microsporidia; Nosematidae. The transcript has a single exon. Bases 1 to 1311 code for a protein of 436 amino acids. The record is from RefSeq and is a predicted model, not a curated record. Gene Ontology annotation, molecular function: protein binding.